UCCGCGGCAUCCCUGCCUCUGGACCGCCUCGCCGCUGCUCGCUUUGAAUCCUGAACACUGGGUUAAAGCUUAAUUCUCAUGUCGUGGUUGCUGGGCUGCUGCUUUCCUGUGUUUGGCGAUGGGAGGUGGAGGAAAAGGGAUUGUCCGUGAGUCAACACUGAAAAUGUGAUUAGGAGGAACUGCUUUCACUAAUCUGUGUCUAACCUUUUAGUCCAUGUUGGCCUGUGACCCCUUUCAGCUUUCAGAUCGAGCCUGAUUAGACCACCACACUGGUCUCCUUAUGGAAGCAGCUGUUUCUCUCUGGCAUUGAGACCCCAUGGAGAAGCCGAGGAGGGGUAUGGCUCUACAUAUCCAUGAAGCCUGGAUACUUCUGUUGGUAAUCCCUGGUUUGGUGACUCCAGCUGCCAUCAAUCAUGAAGACUACCCUGCCGAUGAAGGGGACCAGACCUCCAGUAAUGACAACCUGAUCUUUGAUGACUACCGAGGGAAGGGCUGCGUGGAUGACAGUGGCUUUGUGUACAAACUGGGAGAACGUUUUUUCCCGGGACAUUCCAACUGUCCCUGUGUCUGUACUGAGGAUGGACCUGUUUGUGAUCAACCAGAAUGCCCUAAAAUCCACCCAAAGUGUACAAAAGUGGAACACAAUGGAUGCUGUCCAGAAUGCAAAGAAGUGAAAAACUUUUGUGAAUAUCAUGGAAAAAAUUACAAAAUCUUGGAGGAAUUUAAGCCCUCGCCAUGCGAAUGGUGUCGCUGCGAGCCCAGCAAUGAAGUUCACUGUGUUGUAGCAGACUGCGCAGUUCCCGAGUGUGUCAACCCAGUCUAUGAACCAGAGCAGUGUUGUCCGGUCUGCAAAAAUGGUCCCAACUGCUUUGCAGGAACCACCAUCAUCCCGGCUGGCAUCGAGGUGAAGGUGGACGACUGCAACAUCUGCCACUGCCACAACGGGGACUGGUGGAAGCCAGCGCAGUGCUCCAAGCGCGAGUGCCAGGGCAAGCAGGCACUGUAGCGGCACAACCCCCGGCACUUCCCACCCCCGCCGGCCACAGCAGGGUCACCAGCAAAGCCCCCGGGGAC
Messenger RNA from Cygnus atratus (black swan), 1074 nucleotides. It is a transcript of the gene VWC2L, whose product is annotated as von Willebrand factor C domain containing 2 like. Gene Ontology annotation, biological process: negative regulation of BMP signaling pathway. The record is from RefSeq and is a predicted model, not a curated record. Lineage: Eukaryota; Metazoa; Chordata; Aves; Anseriformes; Anatidae. The transcript has 4 exons. Bases 317 to 1006 code for a protein of 229 amino acids. Gene Ontology annotation, molecular function: protein binding. Gene Ontology annotation, cellular component: AMPA glutamate receptor complex.